AUGCCUGCUAUGUUGUCCCAUUGGUUCUUCUCUCACUCCAAAGUGUCAACAACACAUGUGCGGGUCCUGGUCCCUUUGUUGGUUCUCUGGUUUAUUUGGAAGAGCAGAAACUCAGCAAGAUUUGAAGCAGCUUCGGCCACUCCAGCCCAGGUGAUCUUCCGGAUCGAGGAGUUUUUGGAUCAUAUGGGUACGUCUCAUGCAUUCUCCAGGACCUCCUUUGCAGGUGAUCGGGACUGUCCAUGGGCAAGGUUUGGAGGCCCCUUUAGGCGGGAUAAAGAUGUUGCCCCCGUUGCUUGGAAAAAGCCACCACCGGGGUGGCUCAAGCUUAACACUGAUGCCAGUGUCCUUCACGGCAGGGCAUCUGGGGGAGGGGUCCUGCGUGACCACUGUGGGAAGGUGUGUUUCGCCUAUUAUAAGGAGUUCGGAGAGUUAGAUGUGUUGGAAGCGGAGGCGCAAUCACUCCUGCACGGUCUCCAGUUAUGUGCAGAUCGCGAAGUGGGGGCGUUGACGGUAGAGUCAAACUCAAAUGCUCUUGUUCAACUAGUUUGCUUGGAUAUGGGGUCCAAGUGGCCGGUGUGUAUCGUACUGCGGGAAAUCAAAUAUUUGGUCCAGCGGAUGGGUGCAUCCUUUCACCAUGUCUUUCGUGAGGCCAAUUCAGUGGCGGAUGUAUUGUCUUUUCUGCAAUUGGGAGCGCAGCGCGUCUACGUCGCAGACGCGGCCCUGCCUCUCAGGGGUCAGAGGAGAGGCUCUUCUGGAUCGUCACGGAGUACCUCGGCUUCGUGA
Molecule: messenger RNA, 783 nt
Organism: Coffea eugenioides
Lineage: Eukaryota; Viridiplantae; Streptophyta; Magnoliopsida; Gentianales; Rubiaceae
Exons: 1
Coding region: 1-783 (260 amino acids)
Molecular function (GO): nucleic acid binding; RNA-DNA hybrid ribonuclease activity
Source: RefSeq, a predicted model, not a curated record